Molecule: messenger RNA, 5413 nt
Organism: Amoebophrya sp. A120
Lineage: Eukaryota; Dinophyceae; Syndiniales; Amoebophryaceae
Source: the annotation of a GenBank genome assembly
GGCACCACAGGUCUUUUUGUUUUUCCUUUUUUCAACAACCCAAGUGCGAGUUUUGACUUUAUUGACGUUGUGGACUAGAUGAAUUAGCAAGAAUUCGAAUCGUACAACACGUAGUUGAUACGGCUGCUUUUGAAGACAAAGCGAAGCAGUUGGAGAUUUUUCUUCAAUUCCGUGAACCGCAAAAGCAACUCACGUACAAAUUCAAUCGGGAUGUUGUCGAGCGCGUUCUGCUCCGCGCGGCCGCGGUCGGGAAACGGCUCUGCGUCGCUGGCGGCAGAGGGAAACACUCCCCUGUCGGCGUCGCGUCCAAGCAUGUUGCCGCUCUCGUCUACACGAAGAACAUGUAGCAAGAGCCUCUUUGGCUCUGCUCUCCUCGUCGCGCGGCAACAAAUUUUGAUGUUCUACAGCAACUACACUGGUUUCACUCGCGCCGCUGCGCUGGAAUUGAGGCGCCGGACAGACACGCAAGAGGGGACUAUGGGACGGGGUGCUCAUGCUCAACAACCUCUGCGGCGCAUACAAUUAGCUGCCGCGACCGGGACGGGCCCCUCGUUCACCAGUAGCAGCAGCGCGUUGUCGCGGAGUGAUCAUCUCAGUGAAGGGUCUCCUCCUCCUACCGAAAACCGCCCGGGCGGGAGGAUGAACAAAAAGAAUAAGGCUAUUCAGGACAAUAUCAAACACGGGGACCACGCCGACUACACCGGCUCAGAGUUGUUGAGCACGUCGUCCUCCGCUAACUCUGCCUCGUCUUUCCUGCGGACGGGCGUUGGUGCAAGUGCAACUUCCAAAGGGCAACUCGCCGAUGCGGACGCCGCCGCGGAAGAAGCUGCAAAGAACCUUCGCAUCAAGAUGCCUCAAACCGAGAUUGAUGCGUAUUUGGAAGAGCUUUACAACAACCAGGAAAAUUGGUUCGACUAUCACGACGGCCUGGGACUGCGGCGGAUCAUUUUCCCGCUGAAAGAAGGUGAACCAAAUCCGUGCCAGAACAGUGACAUUGAGACCCCACUCGUGAUUAGCGGCAUGUCCUCCGUGCACAAGGCCGGCGUCGAUGCCGUAUUGGGGGGCGAGGAGGAGCACUCAUACAGAAUGGUACAACCCAAUGAUCAGAAAUGGUUAGAUGGGGAUAAAAACACCGACCACCGAAUCUGUUACGGUGGCAAUGCGGACUACACGCAGACGGGGCACUUUCACCUGCCAAAAAUUGGCGGACACGGCAUACAGCAGAUCACGCUGCGGCACCGGGGCGGCACGACACACUCCUGGAUCUCUUGUCACAAUAAAAACGGAGGGGGCUGCGCGAACAGUCGGUGGGGACUGCGUCACGAACACAAACGAGAAACGGACCGCGGCGAGAUUUCCACGUGGAUCACCUCCGGCGAGGGGAAAAACGCGGUGGCGCCCUUCAACGCGAAAGAGGAUCGCAUGGUCAAGUCCGGCUGGAAUCUGCAGGACAUGCUCGGGGUCCGAGGAGAAAAUGGGUGGGACUAUCGAGGUGGACGCUGGCGCUACACUCCCGCGUAUUCUUGGGACGAGCUUCCGAUGGUGCACAGUCCAAAGUAUCCUGCGCAGAAACGUGCCUACCACCCCCAAUGUGUGGUCGAGCAGAUUUGUCCGUGCGUGAACUUCUGUUCCGACAGGCAAAUGCGGACGGCGUUGGCAUGGAGACAUUGAUUUUUCAGUAUUAUGUAUACGUGUAGGUGUACUUUAAUACUGAAUAUGCCUCGUCGGUCUCCAGCUGGAGAGGCAUGUCGAUUUUCAUUUUGUAGUGCUUUUUUCAUAUGGAUAUGUAGAAGUGAUGCUUACGACAAACAAGGUGAGGCUGUACUAGCUCGCCGAGACUGAUGCACUGCGCACAGUCUGAUGUUUCUGAGGACCCAAUUGUAUUUCAUGCGCAAGAAGUCGCAGUCGGACCAGAACUUCUCUAUGAUUUGUGCUGGAACAGAACUUAGCCGUAGUAUCAGUUCAUCAUGAUAGAUUGAUGUGGUGGGGAUGUUUUUACGUAGGACACCAAAUCGGACUUGUACAACGCUUGCCGGAAAAAGGAAUUGCUAACCUCAAAAGGCGCACAAGUGCAGGAUCAGAACUGCGACCCCGCUUUGUCUCCGAGCGAUCCGGCCAACCUGUACAAUGUAUGGGCGUUUGAAGACGACGGCAAGGGCGGCGGGGAGGACGGUAAAGACUUGCAUUUCCGGGACACCAGCAAAGGACUGGAUCAGGUCGGCAUGAACCGGUGCGACCUGGACGAUCGGAACCAGGAUGCACGCGAGAUAUCGUACAAAAAAACUGCUGCACUCUGAGGAUUCUUUUGUAAGUACGACCUAGUACCAAUACCAUUGCAGAGGAUGGUGCAAAAUAAGUAAUUGUCGCGGAGGUGUCUGCCACUGCCGCGCUAGAUUCUAAUUAUUAGAAUCUAGCGAUCAUGGCACUUUAGCUUUUCCAUCUCUUCUGUUUAUCCCCAAGAACGGAGGGAGUACGGAUGGCAGUUCUUUUUUUUCGCGCGGACAAUGGAAACUUGUCAUGAUGCAUGUUCUGGUGCAAAAAAUAGUUUCUUUCAAUUCACGUUGGCAUGCUGUAGAAACGGCACCAGUCUGAAGCAGUUUUUCUUUUCCGGGCCAUACAUGAGUUGCUUUGACUAUUCCGAGGGCAACUAUCGCAUUGUGCACGGACAAAAUUUGUUUGUGGGCUUUUCCGACGACAACGCUGGAAUAACCUGCGCCAGCGUGGUUGUCUGCGUGCUGCUGACGACCACAACCCCGGUGCCUGUCGUACCGGUCAACUGCACACUCUCGGAAACGUGGCUUCCUUGGAGCGCUUGUGACAAAUUGUGCGACACAGGCACGCAGACGCGCACGAAGCGGAUUACCAUGACCCCUAGCGCCACGGGCGCGCCGUGCUCAGCUAUGCCGGAUUUCUCCGAGUCACAAGAGUGCAACACACACGCCUGCCCAGUCAGCAAGGACUGUGUGCUCGCCGAGGAGACAACCGUAAGCGAGUGCAAGGCGGAAAAUGAGUGUGGCACUGGGUGGCAAACGGUCACGCGCCAGAUUUUGGAACCCGCGGAGGGGGACGGGAGCUGCAGCAGCGUCAUCUCACGCCCGUGCGACACGGGAGUGGAGUGCAGCGUGGACAAGAAGGACAAAACGAAGAAGAUCGGUUGCUUCGACGAAGACUACCAGUUGACGAAAGAGGAUUUUACCACUUAUUUCGACGUGGUGCGCGUCACGCACGGGUCCGGGGAUGCGGUGUGCCAAGAUCCGCUGUUCCAGCAGCCCUGGGAGAGCGGGUGGCCGAGGAACGCGCACGGGUGCGCCAAGGCCUGUUUCGACUUCAAGGUUGAGGCGCAGAGGACCGAGGCUGGCGGUGCUGUUGAACAAGAAACCGGGAUGAAAACCAAGACACUAUACUCGCCCGGCGGCUGCGACGUGUUUUUCUUCGAGCCAACGGAUCUCCGCUGCACCUUGCUGCGGCUCAAAGACCGACAGGUGGCGCUGGGCAACCUGGAAGUUGCCCUGAAAGAGGACAGCGCCGGGACAGGCAUCGUAGUGGGUAUGGGACCCCAGUGCCCGCAGUACAUGGAGGCGCCCAAAGUGCGGGGCGACUACCAGAACUUGCACGGAUAUGGAUCUGUCAGGAUUGAAAUCGUCAAAGUUGAAACGAUUUGUCAUGCAUAAAAUGCAAUGCAUGAAGUGCCUGUCUUGCCGGGAUGGCAAUUGAGGCCGACAGUCAGCCUGUUUAGGGUUUGAAAUAGAGCUGCUAAAGUAGCAUGACAAAAGCUGGCCUCUGUGCCCAAACAGCAUGACAAAUUGGAUUCCGGUGCUCGGGAAAUUUGUCAUGCACCGCUUGGAAAUUGGUCUUCCAACUGGUAUCCAUUUUAUGCAUGGCAAAUCAUUUCAACUUUGUCGAUUUCAAACCUGGUGACGCUUCCAUAACGGAAAGUGCUGCGACCAAGACUGGAAGGCCGCCGGGAAAGAAGAGCCCGCGUGGUGCGCCCUGCUGCGGGAGGAACCGGCCGAGCAGCAGGCGGUGCCUGCAGAGGAGGCUGCAGAUGUAGGAGGAGUAAAUACUCCAUCCGAUGGGAAUGAUGCUGCUGCCGUAGCCGGCCAGGAGAACAAGGACGGAACAGAGGCCGCGGAUGGAGCUGAACCGGAUGCGGGGGACGCAGCGGAAGCUUGACCAGGCUGACGUACUUGUUCCACAUCUCUUAAGGUGAUCUGCACAAGAAUUUUGGUUUUUUUAUCUUGCGCGCGUAUCUUGUGCGCGAGGGGAUGAUCUGCCGUUUGUCCGGGGCUACCCGGUUACUACCAGCGAAGAUGAGGACGACGACGGUGAAGGCGAGGGUCCGGCUGUGGUGGUGACUUCCGGAAUUGCGAAUAGGGAGGUCUGCCCGAGCCACAAACAGGGUCCUGUCCCGAAGUCGGAUUUUAACGGGAAUCACGCGGCUUGCUAUGAAAAAGAGGAGAAGACCAAGCCGAGUCCCGGCGGGGACACGACUGCCGGGCAGGGUGGGGAUGAUGGUGCUGAUGUUGAGAAACAAGAAGAAGAAAUAGUAUCAACAGACAAGAACUCCUCUUCCUCACCAGGCACUGUACAGGAAAGCGAAAGCCUCGCUGUACCCAAAGAUGAAACUGUUGCGCAAGUAGACACGGCACAGGCACCCAAGGACGAAGCAUCCGCGGACGCGAUGCAGGAAGCGAGCGCGGACGGGACGACCCCAAACGAGAAUGCCGCUGACGCGGGUGAGGACGGUGAUGCGCCGCAGAUUGUGCCGGACGCAGACGACGAACCUUGCUGUUAGACGUGGAUGUUGAGGAGCUCUUUCUUGCGCACUUCUGAUGACAUUCAUUUUGUGUACCAUCAGUAAAGGAGUAAGUAACGGAGAGAUUAACUCAUCAUAGUCAGUUUGCGCAUGGAUAUGGUUGCAGUGGCCUUUUGUGCUUAUGCUGCGCCGCCCCUUUCUCGUAUGUGUAUGUCAUUGUUUCGAACUGUUUCAUUUCCAGUUGCUUGCCCAAGAUAGUUAGAACUAUCCGGGAGGUGAAAGUUUUUUUCGAGUAAUAGCUAGUCAUCGCAUGAUCUUCACAUCUUUCCUCGCUACCCUAAAAAAAAACGCACUGCGGUAUCCCCGCAACCCUACAUGACCCCAACACCACCUUUUUUGCUGCCGAUUCAAGUGCAUCCGUACUAAGAUAAAAGCAGCUUCACUAGAGAAAGGAUGGCCUUCAUCAUAUCGCCUGAUGCGAGGUACGAUGGCAUCUCGCGUUGCUACUUCAACAUCAAACCCUACACACGAGGACGACCCUAGUAAACGGUAAACCCUUCCCAUCAAUGUGAAACUCAAGUUGUCUAAGUACCCGAAGAUGCAAUAACACACGCAGACGCACAGACACACACGCACUUCAUUUUGCUGUUGACAUAG